CAACACGGAAAUGCGGUGUAGCGUUCAGUUUCUCCAGAAAUAAGAAAUGUUUAUCUUUGCCACAGACUGCUAAAUUACAUCUAGCUCCAGUUAUAAAAGUGACUGUCAGUAGCUUAAUGUAAGAGUUUAUAUUUCCAUUCAAGUGUUAAAGAAAAUUAACGGAUGUAACGAGUUUGGAACAUAUGUAAUCGUAAGUAUGUUAGGCUAGCCUGCUUAUCGUUACCAAAUAUUUGUAUAACUAACUAAGCUCGUUGUUCUGUCUGUGAUGUUCCUGGCUAUAGUCUAGUCAGGUAACGUUAGUUGCUAGCCAGCUAGCGUUAGCUAUAUACACUGAACAAAAAUAUAAACGCAACGUAAAGUGUUGGUCCCAUGUUUCAUGAACUGAAAAAAAGAUCCCAGACAUUUUCCAUACGCACAAAAAAAGUAUUUCUCUCAAAUGUUAUGCACAACUUUGUUUACAUCCCUGUUAGUGAGCAUUUCUCCAUUGCCAAGAAAAUCCAUCCACCUGACAGGUGUGACAUAUCAAGAAGCUGAUUAAAUGGCAUGAUCAUUACACAGGUGCACCUUGUGCGGGGGACAAUAAAAGGUCACUCUAAAAUGUGCACAGAUGUCUCAGGUUUUGAAGGAGUGUGCAAUUCUCCUGAGUCCUCCUGAGUGGCGCAGUGGUCUAAGGCACUGCAUCGCAGUGCUAACUGUGCCACUAGAGAUCCUGGUUCGAAUCCAGGCUCUGUCGCAGCCGGCCGCGACCGGGAGACUCAUGGGCGGCGUACAAUUGGCCCAGUGUCGUCCAGGGUAGGGGAGGGAAUGGCCGGCAGGGAUGUAGCUCAGUUGAUAGAGCAUGGCGUUUGCAACGCCAGGGUUGUGGGUUCACUAACUGUAAGUCGCUCUGGAUAAGAGCGUCUGCUAAAUGACGUAAAUGUAAAUGCAAUUGGCAUGCAGGAAUGUACACCAGAGAAUUGAAUGUUCAUUUCCCUACCACAAACCAACGCUGUUUUAGAGAAUUUGGCAGUACGUCCAACCAGCCUCAAAUUUGUAACCACGCCAGCCGAGGACCUCCACAUCUGGCUUCUUCACUUGUGGGAUCGUCUGAGACCAUCCACCUGGACAGCUGAUGAAACUGGGGGUUUGCACAACCGAAUAAUUUUGGCACAAACUGUCAAACCUUCUCAGGGAAGCGCAUCUGUAUGCUCAUCGUCCUAACCAGGGUCUUGACCUGACUGCAGUUUGGCGUCGUAACCGACUUCAGUGGGCAAAUGCUCACCUUCGAUGGCCACUGGCACGUUGGAGAAGUGUGCUCUUCACGGAUGAAUCCCGGUUUCAACUGUACCGGGCAUAUUGCAGACAGCGUGUAUGGCGUUGUGUGGGUGAGCGGUUUGCUGAUGUCAACUUUGAACAGAGUGCCCCAUGGUGGCGGUGGGGUUAUGGUAUGGGCAUGUAUAAGCUAUGGACAAUGAACACUAUUGCAUUUUAUCGAUUGAAAUUUGAUUGCACAGAGAUAUCGUGACGUAAUCCUGAGGCCAAUUGUCAUGCCAUUCAUCCGCUGCAAUCACCUCAUGUUUCAGCAUGAUGAUGGACAGCCCCAUGUCGCAAGGAUCUGUUCCUGGAAGAUGUAAAUGACCCAGUUCCUCUAUGGCUUGCAUACUCACCAGACAUGUGACCCAUUGAGCAUGUUUGGGAUGCUCUGGAUCGAUGUGUACGACAGUGUGUUCUAGUUCCCACCAAUAUCCAUCAACAGCCAUUGAAGAGGAGUGGGACAACAUUCCACUGGCCACAAUCAACAGCCUGAUCAACUCUAUGUAAAGGAGUUGUCGCGCUGCAUGAGGCAAAUGGUGGUCACACCAGAUACUGAUUGGUUUUCUGAUCCACACCACUACCUUUUUUUUAAGGCAUCUGUGACCAACCGAUGCAUAUCUGUAUUCCCAGUCAUAUGAAAUCCAUAGAUUAGGGCCUAAUUUAUUUAUUUCAAUUGACUGAUUUCCAUGUAACUCUGAAAAAUAUUUGAAAAGGUUGCAUUUAUAUUUUUGUUCAGUGUAGUUAAGCAAACUAACAGAAUGCAUAAUAGCCUUGUAUCUUGCCAGUGCUAACAACAAGGUAACUGCUUCAUAGCAUUUCCUGACUAUGAUAGGCCUGCUCCCUAGCAGGCUCAUAUUUGUGUUUGCAUUACAAAUUACAACAAAUAGCUAACCCCUAGCUGUUUGACAUUCAUGAAUUCACGGUGAUGGUGUGUUUUUUUCAAUUGCUUUCCAUUAUCAUCAGCACCAUGGAACCCACAGCCUCUGGAAUGUUCUGUAACAGAAUGCUCAGCAUGGUCAACUCUGAGGAUGUCAACGCCAUCGUCCAAGCCCAGAGGCACAUGUGAGUAACAGUCUGGACUGCUGCACAGAGCACAUACUAUAUCUGCUCUGAGCAUUGAUAUUACUCACAUAAAGUAAUGUUUUCCAACUCCAGUCCUCGGGUACCCCCCUAACAGCACACAUUUAUGUUAUUCCUCUGGAGAAACACCUCAUUCAACUCAGGUGUGCUUGUCCAGGCCUACAAUAAAAAUUAGUACUGUUGGGGGUACUUGAGGACUGGAGUUGGGAAACACUAACAUAGAUAACAGACUAGCUGGCUCCAUGGGGUCUUGAUGAAUGGCCUUGCACUCACUAUGAUAUGUUACAAUAGUCAAAUACAGCACAACAUUGGUUCAUUUUGGGUCAUGCAGAUCUGAGGUGAUUUUAUUACACCAACAAAACAUAGCCUAGAGUCUAGACCUACUAAUUUCAUUAACACUCAAUCCUGUUACAGUCAGCGUGUGCAGACUGCAGCAAAAACAGGCACAGCUUUGCCAAAGACUGAUGCAAAUAGGACACCAUUAAUUUCAAAUUAUCGCUAUAAUAGAGCCUAUAUAUCUUGCUCGUCAUUGCCUCCUCUCCCAGGCUGGACCGCUUUGAGAAGACCAAUGAGAUGCUGAUCAACUUCAAUGGACUUUCCAACGUGCGGCUUCAGCAGAUGAACGACCACUUCCUGCUUCACACGCGCACCCUGGUGGAGAUGAAGAAGGACUUGGACAGCAUCUUUAGGAGAAUCAGGUGAUGGACCCGUCCUAAUACUACCCCCAUUGUCUUCUGACAGAUGGCGUCAUUCUAACGCGACACGCAUUGCCAUCACGCUAUCUGACGUAAGACAAUGAGGCUACCCCUAGACCCGGCCUCUAGACCCCCUAUUCCCUAUUUCCAAAAACAACCCCACGCCUUUCUGUAGAUCUGACACGGUUGGAUAAGUGUAAGCAAUCUGGCAACAUCUCCACCCAACCUAUCAGGGGACAAGAUGGGAUCUACUACCAUACCUAUCACAUUUUCAGAUCUACAUGAAGUGCUUAGGGGAAGGGGCACGGGGUUGUUUAACAACCAUAUUCUUGGUGGAUUAUAUACUUCCUCCAAGUUGUUUCUCCAAGCACAUAUUAUACUGACUACGAAUGGAAACGUUCAUCUGACAGUGAUGGUCAGUCACACACUGUCUCUUGUCCAAUUUUCGCUCUUAGCUCGUGGGAGUAGUCACAAAAUUAUUGCUCUAACCUUGGUUUCUUUCUGUUCUGUGAACAUAAUCCAGAUAUUCAUGUUUUUUUCUGUCCACGUAGGGCUUUAAAGGGCAAGAUCGCCAAGCAGUACCCAGAGGCCUUCAGCAGUGAGUUUGACAUUUUACAGUCAUGAGAGCAACAUUGGCAGACAGACAACAGAUACAGUGAGGGGGAAAAAGUAUUUGAUCCCCUGCUGAUUUUGUACGUUUGCCCACUGACAAAGAAGAAAUGAUCAGUCUAUAAUUUUAAUGGUAGGUUUAUUUGAACAGUGAGAGACAGAAUAACAACAAAAAAAUCCAGAAAAACGCAUGUCAAAAAUGUUAUAAAUUGAUUUGCAUUUUAAUGAGGGAAAUAAGUAUUUUACCCCCUCUCAAUCAGAAAGAUUUCUGGCUACCAGGUUCUUUUAUACAGGUAACGAGCUGAGAUUAGGAGCACACUCUUAAAGGGAGUGUAUAAAAGACACCUGUCCACGGAAGCAAUCAAUCAGAUUCCAAACUCUCCACCAUGGCCAAGACCAAAGAGCUCUCCAAGGAUGUCAGGGGACAAGAUUGUAGACCUACACAAGGCUGGAAUGGGCUACAAGACCAUCGCCAAGCAGCUUGGUGAGAAGGUGACAAAAGUUGGUGCGAUUAUUCGCAAAUGGAAGAAACACAAAAGCACUGUCAAUCUCCCUCGGCCUGGGGCUCCAUGCAAGAUCUCACCUCGUGGAGUUGCAAUGAUCACGAGAACGUUGAGGAAUCAGCCCAGAACUACACGGGAGGAUCUUGUCAAUGAUCUCAAGGCAGCUGGGACCAUACUCACCAAGAAAACAAUUGGUAACACACUACGCCAUGAAGGACUGAAAUCCUGCAGCGCCCGCAAGGUCCCCCUGCUCAAGAAAGCACAUAUACAGGGCCAUCUGAAGUUUGCCAAUGAACAUCUGAAUGAUUCAGAGGAGAACUGGGUGAAAGUGUUGUGGUCACAUGAGACCAAAAUCGAGCUCUUUGGCAUCAACUCAACUCGCCGUGUUUGGAGGAGGAGGAAUGCUGCCUAUGACCCCAAGAACACCAUCCCCACCGUCAAACAUGGAGGUGGAAACAUUAUGCUCUGGGGGUGUUUUUCUGCUAAGGGGACAGGACAACUUCACCGCAUCAAAGGGACGAUGGACGGGGCCAUGUACCGUCAAAUCUUGGGUGAGAACCUCCUUCCCUCAGCCAGGGCAUUGAAAAUGGGUCGUGGAUGGGUAUUCCAGCAUGACAAUGACCCAAAACACACUGCCAAGGCAACAAAGGAGGGGCUCAAGAAGAAGCACAUUAAGGUCCUGGAGUGGCCUAGCCAGUCUCCAGACCUUAAUCCCAUAGAAAAUCUGUGGAGGGAGCUGAAGGUUCGACUUGCCAAACGUCAGCCUCGAAACCUUAAUGACUUAGAGAAGAUCUGCAAAGAGGAGUGGAACAAAAUCCCUCCUGAGAUGUGUGCAAACCUGGUGGCCAACUACAAGAAACGUCUGACCUCUGUGAUUGCCAACAAGGGUUUUGCCACCAAGAACUAAGUCAUGUUUUGCAGAGGGGUCAAAUACUUAUUUCCCUCAUUAAAAUGCAAAUCAAUUUAUAACAUUUUUGACAUGCGUUUUUCUGGAUUUUUUUGUUGUUAUUCUGUCUCUCACUGUUCAAAUAAACCUACCAUUAAAAUUAUAGGCUGAUCAUGUCGUCGUCAGUGGGCAAACUUACAAAAUCAGCAGGGUAUCAAAUACCUUUUUCCCUCACUGUAUGUUGUUUACUGUAAAUAGUUUCAUUCAGACAUUCACAGUAGUUUAUCGGGUCUUGUUAAUUAGACCUACACAUAUCAGACACUUUGUAAAGUAUUUGACGUAACGGAAUUCAAUGUUGUGAUUCCAGAUUCAGUAAGCCUUUCUCCUCAGUGCCUCUGAGGGUGCAUCUUAAUAUUAUUAAGUGGUGUUCUUUCUUCCUCCAUCUGCACAAGGUGACAGCAUAAUUUCUGGAUAGUAGGGAUCCCCUAUUGCGUUCACCUGUGCAGUUUUUUUUCCAAUUAGUGUAGAAAGGAGGCCACUUUAGACUGAGAUUCACCCUGAGUCUCUCCCUCUCCCACACAGACGUCCACGAGUCGCCUAUCAUGGAGGACGACGAGUUUGAUCCCAUCCCUGCCAGGGUCGCCAUGACAAUCACCACCGCCAUGUCGGGGCAGAGCACCGAGUCAUGUGACACGAGCCCCGACGUCAUUUCCCGGACUGUAAGCCGGUGUUCCGAAGACUUCUCCCAGGAGCAGGCCGACACACCCACCUCUGACAAAGACCUGCCUAGCCCUGAAACGGACGUGCUGAGGGACGAGGGCCCGGACUCAGUGCAUGCAGAGUAAGGCUUAGGACUAAAGCUCUACUCAGUGCCUGCAGACUAGGGCCUCCGUAACCCAGGCCUAGAGCUCUACUCAGUGCCUGUAGAUUAGAUAGAAGCAGCAGGAGGUCAAUGUGAUUGAUUGGCUUCAGAGU
This is a messenger RNA of Coregonus sp. 'balchen', 6041 nucleotides long. The record is from the annotation of a GenBank genome assembly. NCBI's taxonomy places the organism in Eukaryota, Metazoa, Chordata, Actinopteri, Salmoniformes, Salmonidae.